Molecule: messenger RNA, 3837 nt
Organism: Spodoptera littoralis (African cotton leafworm)
Lineage: Eukaryota; Metazoa; Arthropoda; Insecta; Lepidoptera; Noctuidae
Source: the annotation of a GenBank genome assembly
AUGUCUUCAGACAAGGCUGCUGAAAUAAAAGGCAACGAGAUCGAUAAAACCAAACGUCGUCAUAAAACUGACGACACUGUUAUUGCGACAGCGGCAACAAACGGUGUUGAAGAUACAGUGCAAUUCGCGAAGAUGGAGAGUGCGGACGAAAGCGCGGGCAAGCCCACGGAGUUAUGUCUUCAAGGCAACGCUCACUUGAUUUCUAGUACAACGAGUAGUUUGGCCGAUACGCCUGGUGAUUCUGGUGUUUUGUGUUUAGAUAGUGAGGCCUCGGAGGCCACGAGCCAAGCGCUUAUGUCGCACAGUCUCAUAGGAGCCGAGGAAUUAGCUUGUGACAGUGUUUACGAUGCCCCGCCGUCUUGUUCUCAAGACAUGAUCAAGAGUACCACUAGUAGCAUUAUGACUCGCAGUGAUAUCGACAAUCAAAACAUUGGUGUACCUGAUGACAUUGUGCCAGAAUUAAUUGUUGAAACUAAUAAGAAACCAAGUCCGUAUGAAAACCUACCAGAUUUAGUGUUAAAAGCAUUAGAAAGUGAGAAAGGUGCAGAUGAAUCUCGUAAGCCUGCUCUAAGGAAUGAACCUAAGAAGUCUUUGUCUGAAGAUAUUGUUUAUAGACGAAGAUGUCGGAAAAAGUCUCAAAGUGGACCAAGUUCACAGAAGAAAAGGGUUUCAUUCCAUGAGGAUAUAUUGAAUAAUACCAAAACAGAUAACAUUCAUAUUGAAAGAGGUUUCAUAUCUUAUGGACCUGAUAGUUCAUACUGUGACAGGUUUAGGCAGAAGAAUAACAUCGUAACAGACAGGUUCUCAUGGUGUGCUUCAGGGGACAGGACACCAAAGUAUGCGGCUGAUGUUGCUCAACAGACUAUGUCAGACAUUCUCACCUAUGGUGAUUCCAAAAAUGACAGGAGUGGUAUAUUUGAAUACUGUCAGGAUUAUGAACAAGAAAAUCAAGAGAACAAUAACAAUGACAAAGACAACAAUAAUGAACCCAGACCUACUGGGAAACUGUAUGGAUGUGACUCAAACAGCUCAGACUCUAAUUUCAGCUGUGACUCUGAAACUUCAUCCAGUGACUCAUCCUCCUCACAUUCUAAUAAAACUGAAACUUCAAUGCUCCACAGAAAGUGUGACAAAGCGCAGAAGUCCUAUUCUUGUGAUGCAUUUGAAAAUAAUGGGCAUGUUGCAUUCAUGAGGAAAACAUAUUUCUCUGAAGCUGAUAUUGACCAAUCCACUGAUCGCAUGAAAAUGCCUCUAGAAGUUUCACACAGUCCAAAUACAGUCAAAUCUGUAUUGAAGAAGAAACGCUACAUAACUACUAGUAUUGUAGAAGAAAGGAAGUCACAUAAUAAAGUAUUAAAUCUUUUGGAUGCCAACAACAUCAUUGAUUCUUUAAAGAACUUUUACAAGAAUUUCAACUUCAAUUUUGCACCUGAAAAAGGUUUGCCUGAAAAUAGUUUGGAAUUGAAUAAUGUUGUGGAAGCUCUACCAUGUGAUGUUAAUCAUAACAAAAAGCUUUCAAAAAGCCUUGACUCAGGGUUCCAGGCUGAAGAUGAAGAUGAUUUUGUUGAAAUCAAUCUAAAUGGCCAGCCUUUGGAGACUGUGAGACCCAAAGAAAUAGCAACACCAUCAAAAACCUCAGUGGCAGGUGAAAGGACUCCUAAAGAAGGUUCUCCAAGACAUAAACUCACACUCAACAUGAAGGCUCAACUUGAUAAGAAACCCAACAAAGCUGAUCUCCCACCACUUAGCAAAUAUGUUGUCAACUGUGAGAGCACAGUAUAUGAACACAAGGGAGUCUCAUACAGCUAUGUCCAUGAUACAUUCCAAACUGCUUUUGAUGCUCCUAAAGAGACUUUUGUCCCUAUACCUGAAACCACUCCUGUGACAGAAUUAGUCACGAGCACAAGUAAGAUAGACCUGACUAAAUCCACUGAUACUGACUCUUCCAGUAAGACAUCAACACCCAAGAGACAAUUCAACAAAAAUAUCCAAGACGAGACUGAACAAAAGAGUGGCAUUUCCAAGCAUUUGUCUUCACCAAAGAAACAGAAUGUAAACAGGUACAGUCGUAAAUCGGCGUCAACAGUACAGAAAUUGAACGACGAGCCAGCUCAAGUGAAUAGCGACAACUGUUCAAACACCGACAAUUCAACCUUGAAGGGAGCCGAGGACUUUAAUGACGACUUUUUCGACAGUCCCGGCAAUCAAAAGCUGCAAUCCAACAAGUCGGCGUUAUUGAACCGAUACCUGAAGAAUGUGUGUCAAAGGAAAGACCUUGAACUUAAAAUAAAGAACAAUAAAUUCUUUCAAUUCAAACUUCGAAUGGAGAAACAUUUCCCGAGCAUAAUAUUUCCUUUGAAAGAGGUGUCUGAUACAUUCCACGUGUCUGCUGAACGUAUGUCGAGGCUCAUAGACAAAGAAGUGAUAGAGAACAAAAGGUUGUCAGUGAGGCUGUUGACAGCGGACGAGCCGUCCUACUUUGAUAGUUUCGAAGAUAAUGUCGCCAUAGAAUGUAAUGAAAAGCUCAGGCUGCAAAUAUUCUCCUAUCCAAAUGAAACUUUAAAUAGGAUGAUGAAAGUGAAGUCCCCAUAUAACAUGGAUGAUGGAUCUUGGACUCCUCUGCUGGUUUUCAUCACUGACUAUGCUCUGUACGUGGCUAGCGUGAAGCCUGGAGGUACCGAAUACGAAAUGCUGUGCCGGCUACCUCACAAUGAGCUGGAUGCUAUUGUGGUCGGUCCGGAAGCGCAGUACAUCCAGAUCCUUGACAUCGCGGGCAACAUAGCAUGUUCUAUCGUUACUGGGGAGGCUACGUUAGGGGCUCGGUUCGCAUCGUCAUUGGAAUGGAGUGCCAGGACUUCACCGCUUAGGAUCCAGCGACCACCUGCCAUGAUACCGCUGGGAUGUCGGGAGUUGGCGGCCGCGGUCGCUAGGAAGAGGCAUGAGAGACGGAUACCACAAAUCCUAUUCUACGGUCGUGUAUGUUCUGGCGACGCGGGCGACCGACUCAUUGAAGCGCCGGGAGCGUUCGCACCUCCUCUAGAGGGAUACCUCAUGUGUAGGACUGACAGGAGUAGGCGAUUUGAGCCUUGUUACUUCUUGUUAAGAGCCGGAGUCCUACACUGGGGUCCUCACUCACCCGACGGUACCUCCCCCCUCCCCAACAACAUCGCACUUCGGUCAGUACUUGGAGUCCGAAGACACCUGGACUCCUCACGCCGGCCGCAUUGCUUCGAGAUCGCUCUAGCAGACAAUAGCAGGCUCUUGUUAGCAGCUCCUGAUGAUGCUACUGCGUCUUCUUGGCUGCAGAGCUUAUUGUUACAUGCUGCUCAGGCUCUCGAAGAAAAGGACGGUGCGAAGAAGUCCAGCGACCGGCCUGGUCCUCCACCAGCCUGCACAGUCCUGGUGACUCCGACCGAAGUCAUCAGUGUACGCGACACGUUGGACCUCGCCUUCGUAUCGGGGGCCGCUGCGUAUCUCAAGGACAGAGGCUCCGAUGCUUUGCUCAAAGAAUAUAUAGAGGAGAUGCGAACAGACAUCGAGAUCCUAGCGUGCGGCUCCAUCAAGAACUUGACCGCCUUCAAGAUACCUGACACCGAUGAGAACUGGUGUUGUUUGGAGUGGAGUGUAUGCGAAGCUCGCGAGCGUGGCGCGGGGCUGGCGCUGGUAAUGGCCAGUGGAGCCGAGCUGGAGAGGUUCAUCGCUGCCGUGGAACAGGCCUUCUGUGCGCUCACUUGCGAGCCAUUCCCGCUAAGCGUAGUGGAGGCGGCAAAAUCCGCUUGCAGUUCCGCGCACACGAAGUACGAAGCUGCCUGGUCGCAUAUGUUACCGCAACAGUAA